Plasmodium gonderi is the source of this 723-nucleotide messenger RNA. Its product is annotated as variable surface protein. NCBI's taxonomy places the organism in Eukaryota, Apicomplexa, Aconoidasida, Haemosporida, Plasmodiidae. The transcript is spliced from 2 exons. The annotation marks the transcript as partial. The record is from RefSeq and is a predicted model, not a curated record.
GGUAAUUGUAUUAAUGAAAAAAAUUGUUACCAUAUAUUGAGAACCCCCAGGAAAAAUGUAACUCUAAUAAAUGUUCCCCAUAUAUGUAAUGAAGUUGUUGAGGAGAUGAAGAAUAUUGAAGAGGAUUUAUCUCAUGUAUUUUAUUAUUUGGAUGAACUAUAUGGUACACUUGAUGCAUUAAAUGGGGAUACCAAUGUAUGUAAUCGCUAUAAUGAACAAUGCAAAGAAUAUAUUGCAAGAUUAAGAAAUUGUGAUUUUAGUGCUAACUCAAGUUUAAUGAGUGUAAUUGAUAAAUUUGAAGAGGAGUAUUAUAAAAUAUGUCCUAAGCCAGUAGUACCUGUAUCCAUACAAGAACCAAAGCAAAAGUCAUUAAUAGAUCAAAGAACGGAAAAGCCAAUUUCAGGUGCAAUGAUUCAACAAAUAAAUAAGACAAGUACAAGGAGCCAAACAAUGCAAGAGACAACUACAAGUGCAAUAAUGGAUACGGUGACAGGAACAGGGACAGGAGUCAUUGUUGUUCCAUUUAUAAUGUUAGCAAUAGUAUUCGUACUAUUUAAGUACUCCCCAUAUGGUUCAUUUCUAAAAGCGAGUGUAAAACCGUUAAGGCGUAUGUUAAAAAAAAAUUAUAUAAAUCAGAAUGACUUAAUGAACUCAUUUGAAGAGACAUACAAAAAUUCAGUGGAUAAGAAGUAUCAAAUAGUUUAUUCGUCAGAGUACUAUUAG